UGCCCGGAUCCCGGCUCUGUUCCUCUCUCAGGCACGCGACGCCUCCCCAGCCUGGGUCGCUUGGGAUCGGGCUACUACUACACGGAUGCUAUCAAUUUUGGCUGUUUGAAAUUGAAGUGUCAAAAUCCUCUCAAGCUUCUGCUUCCAAAGAAGUGAUAACAUUUUCUGAACAAGAAAAGAAGUGGCUGGCUUUGUGUUAGAAGUAUUCUGGCAGUGGGCCAGUUUUUUUUUUUUUUUUAACUUUUCCAAAUUUGGAGAACUAUGGAGAAAUGGUACUUGAUGACAGUAGUGGUCUUAAUAGGAUUGACAGUACGGUGGACAGUCUCUCUUAAUUCUUAUUCAGGUGCUGGAAAACCCCCAAUGUUUGGUGAUUAUGAAGCUCAAAGACACUGGCAAGAAAUUACUUUUAAUUUACCAAUCAAACAAUGGUAUUUUAACAGCAGUGAUAACAAUUUACAGUACUGGGGAUUGGAUUACCCGCCUCUAACAGCUUAUCAUAGUCUCUUAUGUGCAUACGUAGCGAAAUUUAUAAAUCCAGACUGGAUCGCUCUCCAUACCUCACGCGGAUAUGAGAGUCAAGCACAUAAGCUCUUCAUGCGUACAACAGUUUUAAUUGCUGAUUUGCUGAUUUACAUACCUGCUGUGGUUUUGUACUGUUAUUGUUUAAAUGAAAUCUCCACUAAGAUAAAGAUUGCUAAUGCAUUGUGCAUAUUGCUGUAUCCAGGCCUUAUUCUUAUUGACUAUGGACAUUUUCAGUACAAUUCCGUGAGCCUUGGCCUUGCUCUGUGGGGUGUUCUCGGAGUGUCUUGCGACUGGGACCUGCUAGGCUCACUGGCAUUUUGCUUAGCCUUAAAUUACAAACAGAUGGAACUCUAUCACUCCUUGCCAUUUUUUUGCUUUUUACUUGGCAAGUGUUUUAAAAAAGACCUCAAAGGAAAGGGGUCUGUGUUGCUAUUUAAGCUGGUUUGUACUGUUGUGGCUUCCUUCAUUCUCUGCUGGCUGCCAUUUUUUACAGAAAGGGAACAAACCUUGCAGGUUCUGAGAAGACUUUUCCCAGUUGAUCGUGGAUUAUUUGAGGAUAAAGUAGCCAAUAUUUGGUGUAGCCUCAGUGUCUUUCUGAAGAUUAAGGAUAUUUUGCCACAUCACGUCCAGAUAAUAAUCAGCUUUUGUUUUACAUUUUUGAGUCUCCUUCCUGCAUGCAUAAAAUUAACACUUCAGCCCUCUCCCAGAGGAUUCAAACUUACUCUGGUUAGCUGUGCACUAUCAUUCUUUUUAUUUUCUUUCCAAGUACAUGAAAAGUCCAUUCUCUUGGUAUCACUACCAGUCUGUUUAGUUUUAAAUGAAAUUCCUUUCAUGUCUACUUGGUUUUUACUUGUGUCAACAUUUAGCAUGCUGCCUCUUCUACUGAAGGACGAGCUCCUGUUACCCUCCAUUGUGACAGUGACGGCCUUUUUUACAGUUUGUGCAACCUCCUUUUCAAUAUUUGAAAAGACUUCCGAAGAAGACCUGAAGUUGAAAUCCUUUUCCAUUUCUGUUAGGAGGUAUCUUCCAUGUUUUACAUUUCUUCCCAGAAUUAUACGCUAUUUGUUUUUUGUCUCAGUAAUCACCAUGGUCCUUCUGACGCUGGUGACCAUCUCACUGGAGCCUCCUCAGAAGUUACCGGACUUAUUUUCUGUACUGGUCUGUUCUGUGUCCUGCUUGAACUUCCUAUUCUUCUUGGUGUACUUCAACGUUAUAAUCAUGUGGGACUGCAGAAGCAGAAGAAAUCAGAAGAAAAUCAACUAGUUGAUUCUUAAACAAAUGUGAAAAUGUGAACAGUGUUAAAAAGUUUUGUGAACUUUAUACAGUGUGUAAACCAGGAGCUAUAGGAAAAGAAAUGGUGAAAGGUCAUUGUUGUCCACACAAAAUAAACGUAUAUGGGACUGAAGACCAGUGGAGGCUUUUUAUUUUCCAACUAUUGCUUGGCCAAAACAUACUGUGGUUUUUUAGUAUUCAUAGCUAUUCAAGUGGGAAAAGAAGAGCAAAAUGUACUUAAUCCCAGUGUUUACUUAGGAAACAUACUGUAUAAUUAUGCCUUAAAAUUUUUGAGGAAGAUUUCUUAGGCAGGCACAGUGGCUCAUGCUAUAAUCCCGGUACUCUGAGCCUUAGGUGGGAGGAUGGUUUGAGCCUAGGAGUUUGAGAGCAGCCUGGACAACAUAGUGAGACCCAUCUCUAAAGAUAAUUUAAAAUUAGCUGGGCAUCGUGGUAUGUGCCUGUAGUCAUAGCCACUUGGGAGGCCAAGGCAGGAGGAUUGCUUAAGCCCAGGAGUUGGAGGCUGUGGUGAUCUGUGGUCAGGCCAUCACGCUCCAGCCUGGGUGACAGAGCAAAACUCCUCUAAAAUGAAAAAGAAAAAAUUCUUAAUUUUUUUUGCUUUGUCUAAACCUACUUUCUUUAUCAGAUCAUAUAGUGAGCCUAACAAGAAAAUUGAGCCCCUUCUUUUUAUAGGAAAUCACUAAUUUUGGUAUUCAAAUGUACUUUCCCUCAAAUUUUAGAAUGCAAGUAAAGAAGUUUAUAAGUUAUAUUUCAGGGAAUUAAAUUUGUGAUAAUCUUUUUAAUUAUCGAGAAGGCAAUUUAAACUGAGGUUUAAACAUGGCUUACUUAUUACAUGUGCAAAUUCAAAUUUUUUUUUUUUUUUUUUUUUGUAGAGACAGAGUCUCACUGUACCGCCCUCGGGUAGAGUGCCGUGGCGUCACACGGCUCACAGCAACCUCUUAACUCUUGGGCUUACGCGAUUCUCUUGCCUCAGCCUCCCGAGCAGCUGGGACUACAGGCGCCCGCCACAACGCCCGGCUAUUUUUUGGUUGCAGUUUGGCCGGGGCUGGGUUUGAACCCGCCACUCUCGGCAUAUGGGGCUGGCGCCCUACUCACUGAGCCACAGGCGCCGCCUGCAAAUUCAAAUUUUUUAACAAGGCAAAAAGAUUAAACCAUGUUCCUAUUUAUUUCUAAGAAUGCAGAUUUACUUGAAUCCAAUUAAAAAAAUGAAUUUUUCUGCUUAAGGGGGAAAGAAAAGAACUUUCUUGAAUUUAAAUCUAAGUUUUAAAUCAAGUAGUUUGAAGUCUUUAAUUACUGAUGAUCACUAAUUCUAAACUACACUCAAAUCCAUUUCAGGUUAACUGCAUUAUAUAAGAUUCCA
Messenger RNA from Nycticebus coucang (slow loris), 3172 nucleotides. RefSeq names its product ALG6 alpha-1,3-glucosyltransferase (gene ALG6). NCBI's taxonomy places the organism in Eukaryota, Metazoa, Chordata, Mammalia, Primates, Lorisidae. The record is from RefSeq and is a predicted model, not a curated record. The coding region runs from base 262 to 1785 and encodes 507 amino acids. Gene Ontology annotation, molecular function: dolichyl pyrophosphate Man9GlcNAc2 alpha-1,3-glucosyltransferase activity. Gene Ontology annotation, cellular component: endoplasmic reticulum membrane. The transcript is spliced from 15 exons. Gene Ontology annotation, biological process: protein N-linked glycosylation.